AAAAUCCUGCAAGAAGCAUCGACCACCCUGAUGCGAAUCGAAGCGCAACGACACCCGACCGAAAAAGAAAUAAACAAAGACAGAGACAAGGAAAAACAGAACCAACCCGACAUCGAUACAAGACCAGAAAAACCGAAACAACCGAACAUCGAUGCCGCGGACAAGCCGCCGCAGCACGAGGACGAAAAAGAGUGCUGCAGCAGCAUCCUUUCGGCAAUUUCCAACGAAGAGAUCAGCAUCACCUCCGAAAUCCUCGACCAAAAAUCCUUCGUGCCACGCAAAGACAGCAACGGCGAAGAUAUGAACGGUCACAUUUGCCACAUCGACUCGCCAGAGACCGACACCUAUCCCAAUUCGGACGUCAUCCAUGGUGAGUCUUUGAUGGACGAUGUGGGUUCCAUGUUAGGUGAGCUGUACGGAUACGGUCUGGACAGCGUCGAAAAUACUUACACUGAUGACACGACCUUGUUCCAUAGCGACUUAGGGUCCGUCGCUGUUCCCGACCCAAAGUGGAGGCCCAAUUGGGAGAAGAUGACACCCAUUUUGGAUUCGAGAAUCCCGCCUUCAUACCCCAACAGAUGUAUUUGGACAACAAAUUCGAAGUGGAACCGCCGCCCCCUAGGUUCUGCAGUCUGGCAAAAUUCGUGGAAGGCAAUGAUAUAGCGAGAAAAUCGUUCAAGAGGCAACGUCCGACGAGCAAACUGUCAAAAACUGAGGCUAACGUCAACAGGCAGAGCAUUCUGAUGGAAGAAUCUGAAGAUAAAAUGCCUAGCAGCAAAGGAAGCCAGAAUAGCCUCAACAAAAUGGAGAAAGAAUUGUCCAAUGAAUCUGUCAGCAAGGAUGCUGAGGACGAGAAGAUCAAAGAAGAUGGCUGUAAAUUCCCCCGAGUGAGCGUGAUAGUAGAACCUCCCUCCCCCGUUCUAACCGAGCAGAUCCGGUCAGAGCGCUUAGAGCGAAUCCGCAUAGAAAUCGAGGGUGAUACCGACCCCGACCUAGAUCUACUAUGUUCGAAGGCCGAUCGGCUCUCCUCCAGCGACAGGACAGUCAGCAACAACAGUUCCAGCUCGAACCUGCUGGGCAUCGGCAGCGAGGCCUUCUUGACCCGAUCGCCGGCCGCCACGCGCAGAAUCUCUUGCUGCAGCAUGCUGAACCCGGUGGAGGCGGCGGCUCUGGCGGCAGCAGCGGCUACCAGCAAGUUCUACAGCGAGGCAGCGGCGGAGAAACGGGAGGAGAGGAAGGAGGAGAACAACAGGAAGAUGCCUAUCAUCAAUCCGUUGGUCAGGCUGCCUUCGUGGCCCAAUGUGACCACUGGCGGAGGCUUCAUCAGCAAAUGCCUUCUAGCUAACGCAGAUACUCUUUGUGCAGCCGUGAGUCCCUUGAUAGACCCAGAUGAAACCCUCUCGGAAGGAUUCUAUGAACGAUGUGUUAUGAACAACUAUUUCGGCAUAGG
Phaedon cochleariae (mustard beetle) is the source of this 1450-nucleotide messenger RNA. The record is from the annotation of a GenBank genome assembly. NCBI's taxonomy places the organism in Eukaryota, Metazoa, Arthropoda, Insecta, Coleoptera, Chrysomelidae.